Molecule: messenger RNA, 2762 nt
Organism: Trachemys scripta elegans
Lineage: Eukaryota; Metazoa; Chordata; Testudines; Emydidae
Gene: AMFR
Product: autocrine motility factor receptor
Biological process (GO): ubiquitin-dependent protein catabolic process; endoplasmic reticulum unfolded protein response; protein K48-linked ubiquitination
Cellular component (GO): cytosol; endoplasmic reticulum; ubiquitin ligase complex
Molecular function (GO): ubiquitin binding; ubiquitin protein ligase activity
Source: RefSeq, a predicted model, not a curated record
CGCAUCCGCCUCCCCCGCUACACUUCACACCCGCGGCCCCUCCGGCCCCUCCAGCCGGGGGCGGUGCUGGGCGAUCGGCGGGCGCGGCAGGCCCGGAGCAGCGCCAGGGGGAGGCGCCCGCCCAGGCCCGGCGCAGGCAGGAAGGAGGAGCCCGCGGAGGGCCAGCGAGUCGGGGCCCGUAGCUGCGGCCGCGGGAGUGUGAGCGGGACUGAGGCGGCGGCUGCGGAGCCGGGAGGGAGCGUUAGGCCGCGGGCCGGGCCGAGCCGAGCCGGGGGCGCGGGGGACAGGCCCGGCUCAGGGAAGCGGAGGGGGCCGCUGGAGGCCCGUGGCCGCGAUGCCGCUGCUCUUCCUGGAGCGCUUCCCCUGGCCCAGCCUCCGCACCUACACGGGGCUCAGCGCGCUGGGGCUGCUCGGCAGCGUCGUCAGCGCCUACCGCGCCCUCAGCCCGGGCCCCGCCGGCGAGUCUGCGCCCGGAGCCGGGCCCCAGCCCCUGGACGUCGCCUACUACCUGCUGUCGGACAGCCUCUGCGUCUGGGUACUGGUAAAUACUGCCUGCUGUUUCCUGAUGUUGAUUGCUAAACUAAUCCAGUGUGCGGUGUUUGGUCCUCUUCGUGUUAGUGAGAAGCAGCAUCUGAAGGACAAAUUCUGGAAUUUCAUCUUCUACAAGUUUAUCUUUAUUUUUGGUGUGCUGAAUGUUCAGACAGUGGAAGAGGUGGUCAUGUGGUGCCUCUGGUUCUCUGGGCUUGUGUUUCUCCACCUCAUGGUUCAGCUGUGCAAGGAUCGAUUUGAAUAUCUUUCCUUCUCUCCCACCACCCCAAUGAGCAGCCACGUCCGAGUCCUGACUCUGCUGAUUGCCAUGUUACUCUCCUGUUGUGGUCUAGCAGUUAUCUGUGGCGUUAUCGGCUAUACGCAUGGAAUGCACACCCUAGCUUUCAUGGCAGCAGAGUCUCUACUUGUGACAGUGAGAACUGCUCAUGUGAUUUUACGUUAUGUAAUUCAUCUCUGGGAUCUCAACCAUGAAGGAACCUGGGAGGGCAAGGGAACGUAUGUGUAUUAUACAGAUUUUGUCAUGGAGCUAACCUUGCUUUCACUGGACCUGAUGCAUCAUAUUCACAUGCUGCUGUUUGGCAAUAUCUGGUUGUCGAUGGCCAGCCUGGUGAUUUUUAUGCAGCUGCGUUAUUUGUUCCAUGAGGUUCAGCGUAGAAUCCGUCGUCACAAGAACUACCUGCGUGUGGUUGGAAACAUGGAAGCCAGGUUUGCAGUUGCAACUCCUGAAGAGCUAGCUGUCAAUAAUGAUGACUGCGCCAUUUGCUGGGACUCCAUGCAGACUGCCCGUAAACUCCCAUGUGGGCACCUCUUCCACAACUCAUGCCUGCGUUCCUGGCUUGAACAGGAUACAUCCUGCCCCACCUGCAGAAUGUCUCUCAAUAUCACUGACAACCACCGAGUUAGGGAGGACCACCAGAGGGAGAACCUAGAUGAGAACUUGGUACCUGUGGCAGUAGCAGAAGGCAGACCUCGCUUGAACCAGCACAAUCACUUCUUCCACUUUGAUGUUUUCUCAGACAGACAGUUCCUUCUCCUAGUUACAGGCUCUCGUAUCGCUAGCUGGUUGCCCAGUUUUUCAGUGGAAGUGAUGCAUACUACUAAUAUCCUGGGUAUUGCGCAAGCGAGCAACUCACAGCUCAAUGCUAUGGCUCAUCAGAUUCAAGAGAUGUUCCCUCAGGUUCCUUACCAUAUAGUUCUACAGGAUCUGCAGCUGACACGCUCAGUAGAAAUAACAACUGACAACAUAUUAGAGGGGCGCAUCCAGGUACCUUUCCCAACACAGACGGAGAGAGUGCCUCUUGAACUCAGUCCGAGACUGGAAGAGAUGGUGGAGUUCAGUGAAAUGGAAGCAGAGCCCAGUGAGACAGAAGAUUUUGAGGCCAGAGGAAGUCGCUUCUCCAAGUCAGCUGAUGAAAGGCAGCGUAUGUUAGUUCAGCGGAAGGAAGACCUGCUGCAGCAAGCUCGCAAGCGUUAUUUAAACAAAACCUCCGACGAGGACUCCAUCUCCGAGAGCCCCUUUCUGUCUGAGGGUGCUGCCUCUGACCCCGUCACCGUGCGCCGCAGAAUGUUAGCCGCUGCUGCCGAACGGAGACUGCAAAUGCAACAGACCUCGUAGCGCCCUCUGCUGCUGCCACCACCACCGCCUCACGAGCAAUGUUUAAAUAAAUAAAUAAUAAACCCUGCACUCUUCAUACCAGCAGGAAGUCUCUCUUCCAAGCUCAGCGAGCUGUGCUGACGAGUGAGCUGGCUGCGUCUCUGCUGUAUAAAGCAUGUGGUCUAAUAGUGUUUGGACAGCUGACCGAUUAACCUUUCGUUUGGUAAUAUUUUCUAUGUGACACUUCUCCCCUUCACAAACAAAUGCAGUUUUUAAAGCUUGGGCGUGAUUUCUGCUGCUAGCAUAAGGUGCAGGCCCGCGGCAGAGGCAAGGGAAAGGCUGCAGCCUAGAUUAACAGCUAUAUGCAUAGGUCACUGAAGGUGCUUGCGUGUUUAGCUUGAGAUCAUCCAAGGGGAGUAUUAGAAGAAAGAAUUGAAGUGUUGAGAUUCACAGGGAACCCCAUCUUAAGUCAGCAGGCAGCCACGGCCAAGUUACUGUACAUAUCAAGAAUGAGUUAAAAAUGUUACAUAGGCCUGCUCGGACCUCGAUAAAUGCUGGAAUGUGGGAAAGCGAAUUCUUAGAGUGGCUGGUCAGAGUUGUCUAGCUACGAAACUUAAAA